Messenger RNA from Rotaria sp. Silwood1, 1055 nucleotides. Lineage: Eukaryota; Metazoa; Rotifera; Eurotatoria; Philodinida; Philodinidae. The record is from the annotation of a GenBank genome assembly.
AUGUUGCUUCGAUCGGUUUAUUCCUCUUCUAAACAGAUAAUUCGACAAGCGUCGACAAAUAAACAAUCAAUUGACGAAUUUUUUUCUCAACAUCUUUCAUUUCCUUUUCUUCAAUAUAAAGAACAUUUACAUGUUGCUCGUGCUGAACGUCAAUUUAUUUAUGAUACAAGUGGAAAACGUUAUUUAGAUUUUUUUGCUGGUAUAGUUACUGUUGGUGUUGGUCAUUGUCAUCCACGAUUGAUUGAAGCCGCAACGAAACAAAUGAAAAAAUAUUGGCAUGUAUCAACAUAUUAUUUACAAGAUCCUGUGCGUGAUUAUGCUGAAAAGUUAUUAGAAAAUUUCAAAGAUGAUAAACAUUUAUCGGUUUGCUUAUUUGUAAAUAGUGGUUCCGAAGCAAAUGAUUUAGCAUUACAUUUAGCUAAAGAAUAUACUAAACAGCAUGAAGUUAUCACACUCAGAAACUCUUAUCACGGUGUUGUUCAAUCAACCUUAAGCUUAACAAAUGUUACAGUAUCUAAACGAAUAUAUUUAACUGGAAGUCGAGUUGCUAUGAAUCCUGAUCCAUAUCGUGGUAUAUGGGGUGGUCAAUAUUGUCGAGAUUCACCAAUUCAAACUACUCGUUCAUGUAAUUGUCAAAAAGAUCAUUGUCAAGCAUCAGAUCGAUAUGUUGAACAAUUAGAAGAAAUACUUAAUUAUGAAGUUUCGAAAAAGAAAGUAGCUGGAAUGUUUAUUGAAUCAAUUCAGGGAUAUGGUGGUUCAGUACAAUAUCCAAAGAAUUAUGUUAAACAAGCAACAGAACUUGUACAACAAAAUGGUGGAUUAUAUAUUGCUGAUGAAGUUCAAAGUGGAUUUGGUCGUACAGGAACUCAUUUUUGGGGUUAUCAAGGACAUGGAGCUAAACCUGAUAUUGUUGUUAUGGCUAAAGCAAUAGCUAAUGGAUUUCCUUUUGCUGCUAUUGUAACUCGACCUGAAAUAGCUAAAACUGUUGGAAAUUAUUUUAAUACAUAUGGUGGAAAUCCUAUUGGUUGUGCUGUUGCAUCAGCUGUACUUGAUGU